CCGAGCCGAGCCGAGCCUACUGUACACGAGGGAGCCGAGCCAGGCAGUCGAGCUCUUUUCCCGGGCUUCAGGCGAGGAAUGCACCUGGAGGGGCGGCAGGACUGUUGUUUCCUGUGCUCUGCUAAUAAGCAAGUGCGCAAGAAGCUGGAAGGGAGCCCAUCCAGGACAGUUGACUGGAACUGGUCAAAGGGGUCUUCCACACCAUAGAACAUCAUGCCCAUUAUAUAAACUGAGGGGAGUUGUGCAGGAGCUGCAGAUCUGUCGCUGGCCAGUGGGUGGGAAAUGACACCUCUCAGGGAGGCUUUCAAGAGGAAGAGCUAAUAAAUUUCUCUGAAGUUGAUACGAGCUUCUCUGGGAAAGAAAGCGGGGCCUGGGAAACCUGCGAUAGAGAGCAGCUGUUUUCAGAUACUUAUAUUAAAUCUCAGACGUGCUUUCCUGCCAGCUGUUGCAGUGCAGAAGAUUAGCAGACAUGUCCAUAGCACUGAAGCAAGUCUUUAAUAAAGAUAAGACUUUCCGCCCAAAACGCAAAUUUGAACCUGGAACCCAGAGGUUUAAACUUCACAAACGAGCGCAAGCAUCUCUCAACUCAGGCGUGGACUUGAAAGCAGCUGUGCAGUUGCCCAGUGGAGAAGAUCAGAAUGACUGGGUGGCUGUGCAUGUUGUUGACUUCUUCAACAGGAUCAACCUUAUUUAUGGAACUAUCUGUGAGUUCUGCACAGAGAGGACCUGCCCGGUGAUGUCUGGAGGCCCCAAGUAUGAGUACUGGUGGCAGGAUGACUUAAAGUACAAGAAGCCCACAGCACUGCCAGCGCCCCAAUAUAUGAAUCUUCUCAUGGACUGGAUCGAGGUGCAAAUCAACAAUGAGGAUAUAUUUCCUACAAGCGUAGGUGUUCCCUUUCCAAAGAACUUCCUCCAGAUCUGCAAGAAGAUACUGUGUCGGCUUUUUCGGGUGUUCGUGCAUGUCUACAUCCAUCACUUUGACCGUAUCAUCCUUAUGGGGGCUGAGGCCCAUGUCAACACCUGUUACAAGCAUUUUUAUUAUUUUGUGACAGAGCUCAACCUCAUAGACCGCAAAGAACUAGAGCCUUUGAAAGAGAUGACAACCAGGAUGUGUCACUAAAAACUACCCACUGAAGAAAAGCAAAGUCCCAUUUCCUUCCUACUGCAGAGUUCAAGAACAUGACAGCUCUCAUGGACUGAGCCUGCUUGUUAAUCCCUAAAAGCAGGAGAGUUGGGAGCCACAGUUACUGUCACAACUGCUUCUCUCCAGUGUCAAAGUUGUUAACCCUAAAUAUGCUGCUAGGAACCUCAUCUGAGCAACAUGGCUUAUUGAGAAAAAGAAGAAUCAUAUCAGUUUUAGCUCCUUUAUCAGGAAUAAGAACCUCUUCAGCCAUAACAAUAGCAAACAGUGCCCCUGCUGCUAAAGCUUUACUGAAAUUCAGGGUUGACCUCCUGACUAGUUGUUUUGAAAUGAAAUCUGCAACCUUGCUUUCUCUUUCUUUUGUUUCUUGGUAUGUAUUUUCUUUCCUAACUGCAACAGACUAUUAAGAGGUUCUGGAAUCAAAGAAGACCUAGCCUUUAAUGCCUCCUAUCCUGCUCCAGGCCACCCAAGGCUUGGCCACCAUUCCUAAAUGCCAGCAAGCCUUGUGUUUCUGGGAAGACAACCACGUCCUCCAGCCGAACAGGCAGUUUAUUCUUCAUUGUGGCUCAUAAUUUAAUGACAAUUGGAGUGUUUCUGAUCUCAGCUACAUUAACAGGGACCCAGAUAUAGCUCUGCAGUGCUGAAGUAUUUUCCUUGAAUUCAUGCUGUGACUGACAGCAAAUGUUCUCAGUAUCUCUGUAUUACAUAAAAAAACCAGCUAUAGUCAUCAUUUUCCUGAAGUAUACACUAUGAAGUACACCAAUCUAUCGUGUAAUUUCAUAUCCUUCUAUCCCUUUAGAAAAAGGAUCACUCUCAAACACUCUAAAAUUUCAUCUUUUCUGGCAAAAUAAAUUUAAUUUGAGUGACUUUCAGGAAGAUACAACAAAGAUGAGUAGUAAAAAAGAUUAGGUCAGGAGGGACUAAUUGGAGGUCUCUGUUGCAGCUAAACAGUGCCCAGCAAUGUGACUUGCUUUUUACACUGGGCUAACACAAUCUUUUUUUUCCAGAACUUAAUCCAAGUUAAUUAACACAUUUAUGAACAAUCUGGAUGGAUCCAUUGCAGCAAAUCAAGUCUUCUAUGCCAAAUAUGCCCUGAGGAAGCUUUCUUCUGAAAAAAAAAAAUAAAUUAAAAAUGAAAGUGAUACUUAACAGAGGUAUCAGAAGAGAAAUACUUCUGAAUAAAUGGGAAUCAAGUGGAACACAUCUAUGUAUUCUGUGCCUUGUAACAAGUUUUGCACACUUGUGUUAUUGUGAAAAGUUACUUUUUCCUGAGUAAGUUCUUAAUCCUUUUGCUGCCUUCUCCUCAAAUAAGUUUAGUAUGUUUAUGUCUUCUGAGACAGAAGCAGAAGAAAAUCUCAUGGAGUAUCCAGUGAUUGGAAUAUUUGAAAUAGAGGAGUAGCAGACACUAAAGAAUAACAGCAAAUAUUUUCUAGCUCAGCGUUGUAGUACAUUUUGAUUUACUUGCCUGCUUGCUUAAAUCAGGGCUUGUAAAAUCUCAGUGAUUACAUUCUUGUUGGGAAAAAAUGUUUUUGCUGGGAAAAAGUGGUUUUUACACAUUUGGUGUACCUGUGAUGGGGGCUUUUCUGCAUCUCUAGAACUACACAAGCAGCAUUAUCCUUUGCUUUCAAGGGGAUGGACCUAAGUGUUCCUACCUUCUUUGGUAGUCUUUGCAAUCAGGUUUAAUUCUUUGGGGAUUGGAAUGCAUGCACAGAUGAUUUCUGUUCUGCUGGCACUUCUGCAGGAUAUAAGUAGCUUCUGGAAUUCAUUGCCACAACUACUCCUGAUCUUGCCUCAUUUUAAAGAAGAUGAAAAAUGUAAUUUCUUUGGGGUGGUUCAUGUAGCUGGUGACUGCGUGGAAUUACAAUUUCAAUUGCUUAUAAAGAGUUUCUUGAAUUCCUCCGAAGUGCCUGGGCUGUGGCACUGUUUGAGAUGGAGCUGUCGCUGAUGCAGUGCACUUGAAUUCCACUGCCAGCGUGGACAGUUGCCAUGUGGUGUUCUCAGUCUGGACAGCACUGUAUUUGAAAGAUUAACGUAAAGAUGCAAAGGUGUGGAAUUUUGUGCAUAAUGAUCAAAGUCACUACACAAAUUGAAAAACAUGGGGUUUAUGCAUAAUUUAGUCUUCAUUUUAUUACACUACUUACCAUAUGCUGUUUUGAGACUAUUCACUGCAGCUCAGUCUGAAGAUUAGGCAGAAUUUUUUCUGUUACCAUUUUGUGAAUGCAAAACUUAUCAAUUGGAGUGUCUUCCUUUUCUUUUAAACCAUUUUUUCCCCAAACCCGCAUAUGUUUCAUUUUCUAGUAUAGCACAAUGUAUAAGGCAAAAGAGUAAAAUGCAGAGUUGAACCCUAGAGGAUUUGUGUUUGACCUGGCAAAAAUCCCUGUAAUGGUAAAAGCUUAUUAUUACACAGGAGAUGAACCAUCUGCAAAUGAGAGAAGAGUGUACUUGUUUUGUUUACUCAUUCUGCUAGGAAGAACAUGGAGUUUCCUUCCUCCACAUGAAAAGGUGUGGCCUUCUGCUGAGUGUCUCCCAACAGGUACUCUUGCUUCUGCAGCACGUUUCUCCUCUUCCACUCCAUGAUAGCUGAUAAGCAAAUCUGAAUGUUUGGAAUGUGGCAUCACUGUAAAAGUAUCAUUUUACCCCUUCCCAUAGAGAGAGGAAGGCAGAUUCCUCUUGAAUCUGGUGAUCAAGGAUUCCAGCUUUAUCAGUAAUUUGCACAAACAGAAUAGUGUUUUGCAAUGUUUCUUGUACUUGAUCUUAUUAUUGUGUAUGUUCCUAAUAAUACCAGCAUUCCAUAUUGUUCUGGGAUUUGGAAAAGUAGAGGGAGGAGAGGGAGAAAAGAGGCUAUUUGGAUUUUUUUGUUUUGUUGUGGUUUUUUAAUCACUUUUCUAGUUCUUCUAGGUUUUGUCUUUCUUACCUAACUUCACCUAACUAAAGAUGCUGUUGUGUUAAACUUUGAGGCACUUUAUAGUGCCUUUAUACAGGAAUCAUUUCAACUGACUGAAACUCAGCAUUACUCUGAAGUAAUGAAAAAUGUUGUGAAAGGUUCCUAUGACACCAAACUUGACUUCAAUAGUUAAAGACUUAAGAACUUUCAUUGAUUUUCUCUGUAAUAAGAGAUUUUGUAAUGAACUUCUGUUUUGUGUGAACAUAGAUUAGUGACAGCUGUAAUAUGAAACAAAUCUGAACAUAAUCUCCCUUAGCUUUUAUGAACAAUGGAGUCCCAAGGUCUUUUGAAGGGUGGAGUUUUUUUACUAAUUCACAACAGCAAAACCGAUGAUUUCUGUCAGAUUUGAGAGAAGCUGAGGACUUACGAAACUUACUAGUUUUCUCGAAGAACUCAGACCCUAAAGCAGCAAAACUUACAUCAUUAUUUGAUUCUCCUGAUGGAUUCAUUAAGAGCAAGGCAGGGAAAGAGGAGGAAAACAGAUAACAAUUCUACAGGGUCUACUGACAUCAAAAAGAUGUGCAGAAACUUAAUAGGUGAACAUUGUCCUCAGUAAUCACAAAUUCCUUAUCUGUGAAAAGGAUACAGAGAAUGAUACUCUUCAUAGUUGGGAAGCCACUCUUGUCUGGUCUCUGUUAACAACAGACUAAAAGGAUCUUUGAGCACCCUUGGGUUAAAUAAAUUACACAUUUUGGAGCCUUCUCACAAAAAGCUACUUCUUCCUGUCACUUUUAAGCUUGUCUGCUUCUCAUUUUCUGGGUGGGAGCUCUCAGAGACAGCCUUUCAGUGUGCCUUUUGCUUCCCCAAGGACAGUGCUGGUACAAAAAGUAGCUGUCUCACCUCCCUCUGGGCCUGCAGAAGGGCUACCUCUGACUUAUGCCCUCUGAAGAGAGACCAUCAAGGGCUGGCUGUUUAUCAUCUCUUCGGAAGAACAGUAGCAAGAGAGCAGGAGGUACCUAGAAGUUCAGCAAAACAGGAGUCACUGCAUGUAAAAUAAAAAUAUGGUUUCUGUAGUAAAGCAUUCUCUGUGGGCUUUAGAAAGGGGAUAACACUGGGGUACCCAGUAUAGACAAGUGGUCAGUAUUUAGACAUUUUUUCCUAUAUAUUGGAAGACAUUUUUAAUAAAAGACAUUUUUAAUAAUUAUGGAGACUAUUCCAAAGGCCAAGCAAGCCAAAUCAGCACUAAGAACCUGAUGAUGGUGUAAAUUUAAAUAAAAAGUUAUCAAAGUUGAUUUUUUCAUGUGUUUUAUGCUAAAUAGACAGCGAUUUCCAAGGUUUAGCUGAAUAUGUUAGAGCUCUCAAAGUAGUUUCUGUUCCAUAUUUUAAUAAGUUUAAAGACAGAUGUAACUAAUAUAAUUAAAAGUUAUAAUAAUUUUCUCCCAGGAAAAAAUAUAUAUUACUUGUCCAGUCUAAUACAUGUGUGUCUGUGUAUGUGCACGUGUGCAUAUAUAUACAUAUACAUAUAUAUAUAUGUGUGUGUAUAUGUUUGGGGAUAUGGAUGUGGAAUUGUCACAACAUGCACAUGUACACUCCCUUCUCUUUCCUAUAAAAUACAUUUUUUAAAAAAUUUUGGUAAUUUUAAAGGGGAAUGCAUCUUUCAAAGAAAUAAGUGGUUGAUUCCUUUUCUUCCUCCAUGCAUCAGCUCUGUUUGGUGUGUUAAUUUUUUUAAUGAUGUCGUGUUUGUCUCAGACUUUUUUUAGUUCUGUUUGUUAUUAAAUAAUUGUUGAAGUGUAAGAGAAGAGAGACUGAUAGUAACUGUUGUAGUCAUUAAAAGAAAAGGAAAGUUUACUUUCCAAACCAAUCAUAAUGGAUGAAGCAAUGAA
Messenger RNA from Catharus ustulatus (Swainson's thrush), 5908 nucleotides. RefSeq names its product MOB kinase activator 3B (gene MOB3B). Gene Ontology annotation, biological process: signal transduction; positive regulation of protein phosphorylation. Lineage: Eukaryota; Metazoa; Chordata; Aves; Passeriformes; Turdidae. The record is from RefSeq and is a predicted model, not a curated record. The coding region runs from base 470 to 1120 and encodes 216 amino acids. Gene Ontology annotation, molecular function: protein kinase activator activity. Gene Ontology annotation, cellular component: nucleus; cytoplasm. The transcript has 5 exons.